UCUCACUGUAAUUGGAUCCCUUUCCCGCCAAAAGCUCCAUAAAUGUAAAAAAAUUGAUAAUUAAUAAUAUUUUUCCCCUGUUCUUCUCUAUAAAUUACCACCUUUUCUUUAACCUCAAUUCGCUUCUUAAUUUUUCUUACCUCUUACUCUCUCUCUUCCAUGACCAUACUCACAAUUUCCAUCUCUCAUCAUGUUUAUCUUCUUAGUCUUCGUUUCCAGCUACUGAAAUCUCUGAAUGAUUUCUAAAACUUCUCUACAAGCCACCAUGAUCCAUCCUCCUCAAAAGCUCGUUAGAAUCAUCCUCACAGACACCGACGCCACUGAUUCUUCCAGUGAUGAAGAAUCCAAUCACUAUCAAAACAACUCUACACGAAGAGUUAAAAGACUUGUCAAAGAAAUCAACCUUCGACUAUCUCCUUCACAACCCCCUUCUACCUCUAUAGAUCAACCCUUCAGAAAGAAGAAAUUACCCGCAGAGCACAAGUCAACGGUAGCUGACGUCACUCGCUACAAAAAGUACAGGGGAGUCCGCCAGCGACCUUGGGGUCGUUGGGCUGCGGAGAUCCGAGACCCGACCAGAAGAAAGCGGGUCUGGCUUGGUACUUUCGAUACGCCUGAAGAAGCUGCUACUGUUUAUGAUAAAGCAGCGCUGAAGCUUAAAGGUGCUGACGCUGUUACAAACUUUCCAAACCCCGUUUUAACGGAAUCCGUCGUUGGCGGUCAAAAGGAUAAAGUUGACGUCGAAGAUCAGUCACUUGACGGCAGUUCCGCUCCUUCACCAACUUCUGUUUUAUGUUACAAUAAGUUAACACCGUUCGAUAACGUGUUGGGCUGCGGUGACUUUGAUGUUUUCGGUUUCGAGAUUGACGCGCCGUUCAGUCUGCCUGAUUUUACGUUGUCGGAGAUAUGCUUUGGCGAGGAUGAGUUUAGCGACUUUAACGUUGACGAAUUUUUAGUGGAAGACGGCUGCAAAAACGUGUCUUAAUACUGUGUUUGCCACUUGUGGGGUUGCUUUGUAACAGAAGAAAAAUAUUGCGGAGUUAUGGUGAUUGUAGGAAGAAUUCGUUUUGUCUGUUCGGUGACUAAGCAGCCGAUAAUUCGUGACGUGGCAUCAUGUGAUUUUGCCGCUUGGGGAACAAAGGCAGAAAGUAGAAAUCCAAAAGCCCCUUGAUUGGUAACUUUUGUCUGAUAAUCAUUAAAUUACGAAGUGUGAUUAGAGUGAGGUAGCAGAUUUUGGCAAUUUGAAAGGUAACUUUGAGGUCGUACUUAGGAUUUGUAAUUUAUUAAUUAUUAGUUAAGGUUAUAAUUAUAAAUGUAAUUAAUUCAAGAGUAAAAUUGAA
Messenger RNA from Mangifera indica (mango), 1340 nucleotides. RefSeq names its product pathogenesis-related genes transcriptional activator PTI6-like. The coding region runs from base 236 to 985 and encodes 249 amino acids. The transcript has a single exon. Gene Ontology annotation, molecular function: DNA binding; DNA-binding transcription factor activity. Gene Ontology annotation, biological process: regulation of DNA-templated transcription. NCBI's taxonomy places the organism in Eukaryota, Viridiplantae, Streptophyta, Magnoliopsida, Sapindales, Anacardiaceae. The record is from RefSeq and is a predicted model, not a curated record.